CUCGUCUUUCUCGCUCUCUGUCUGAGGGGAGGGCUGUGUGUGUGGGCUUAUUGAGUGAGUGCAGCAUUUCCCGCUCACUCAGUUCCUGUUGGGUGCUGAGGGACAGUUCUGCCGAAGACCAUGAGGAGUUUAUCGGGACUGAGUUUGGUGGAAAAAGUCUGAUCACACUGAACGGUGUGGAAACACAGGCUACACGCCCAGGUGAACAGUCCUCUGUCUGAUCUCGGAGAUGUUCCAGGGGUUCUGCAGGAUCUGUUUGAGGAGGUGGAAGCUGCAGACAGCAGCUUUAUUAAUUACUGGAACUUUGUGCUUGAUCCUACUGGUGAGAACAUAUCUCCAGGACAUGAAUCAAGAUGAGCUUGCAUCAGAAUAUGAAUGGAAUCUGGAAAGCGAAGCUGGGAUGCCUCAAGCUUUUCCAAGUUUACCUCCCAAAUGUGAACAGAACUCAUCUGCUUCCAAUAUUAGUGGAUUUUCCUCCUUGCCCAAACACAUUCAAGACUUCCUGUAUUACCGCCAUUGUCGCCAUUUCCCAAUGUUGCUCAACGUUCCUGACAAGUGUGGGGGUCCCAAGAAGUCUUCAGACGUGUUUCUUUUGUUGGUCAUCAAGAGUUCUCCACCUAAUUACGACAGACGGGAGGUGUUGAGGAAAACAUGGGCUACUGAGAGGCUGCAGAACGGCGUCUGGAUUCGUACCGUGUUUAUAGCCGGGACUGCUGGACAGAGCUUUGAGAAGCAGAGGCUGAACAAACUCCUGGAAGUGGAAAACCAUGAACACAAGGACAUUCUGCAGUGGGACUUUCAUGAUUCCUUCUUCAACCUCACACUCAAGCAGAUCCUUUUCCUGGAAUGGAUGGAGAAAUUUUGCCCCAACGCCCACUUCCUGCUCAACGGGGAUGAUGACAUUUUCGCCAACACAGAUAACAUGGUGGUGUAUCUCCAAGGGUUGGGUGGUGAUGGUGCCAACAAACACUUAUUUGUUGGCCACCUAAUCCAGUAUGUUGGCCCAAUCAGGAAUGUGGCCAGCAAAUAUUAUGUCCCGGUCCAAGUGCAGGAAUCUAAUAGGUAUCCUCCCUAUUGUGGCGGAGGAGGCUUCCUGCUUUCACGUUUUACUGCCAGGACCAUCUAUAAUAUGUCUCACUCCAUCAAUAUUCUGCCAAUAGAUGAUGUUUACAUGGGAAUGUGUCUGGAGAAAGCUGGGCUGAAACCCUCGUCCCACAUGGGCGUUCGGACAGCCGGCCUACACAUUCCCUCGAAAGCGCUGGACCCUUAUGACCCUUGCUAUUACAGUGAAAUGAUCCUAGUUCACAGAUUCCUGCCUCAUCAAAUUUACAUCAUGUGGUACGAAGUCCACCAGCAAGAUCUCAAAUGUGGAAAGACGUUCAGAGCUCUUUAACCUGGGACCCCUGUAUUUAUUUAAAGGGCAUUUUCAUCCAUGGUGGCAUACAGUAUGAUGGUGUACACCUGUGCCUGGGCUGUAGGAUACAGACCAAAAAUGUUCAGUAAAGGAGGAAUAUCUCAGUGAUGAAAACAUCUAUAACACACACACACACACACACACACACACACACACACACACACACACACACACACACACACAAUAAGGCUGACAAACAGUCAGCAUUCCCUGAAUAGCUUUUUCUAUAAAGGCUACAAAAACAAAUACUAAUAACAUAUUUAGCUGCUUAUGGUGAUGCACGUUUGUUGUAACCGUGGCCUUUACUACUCAUUUCAUAUACAACACUUGGAGUGACAAUAGUCAUGUUCAGGUAAGUAUUUCCUAUCAGGAUAGUAAUAAAAAUGUAUCCUGCAGGCCUGCAUACAUGUGCUCACUGGAAACCACAGUUGACACUGCCUGGAACACUACAGCGUAUCAUACUGAAUCAGUUGAGCUCUCGAUUUUUGUAUGGCACUUGGGCAGUAAACUGAUUUUGUACUGUGCAUAUUGCAUAAGAUUCAGGGUUAUUUUAUUAUUUGAUUAUUUUGUUGGUUUCUGUGGUUUUGGGUGGCUGUUUCAACAAUGCGGGAAAUAUUGUUUAAAGUUAACAUCAGUGUCAUAUCAUGAAAAAUGUUACUGAAACUUGAAACCUGUUUCUGUCUUUGUGAAAUCAAUUUUUCUUUAUUCCUUGUGUCAGUUUUACCAUGAAAAUAAACUUACAAGAUGUUCUCACAGCAAACAAA
Messenger RNA from Pygocentrus nattereri (red-bellied piranha), 2178 nucleotides. RefSeq names its product N-acetyllactosaminide beta-1,3-N-acetylglucosaminyltransferase 3-like. The record is from RefSeq and is a predicted model, not a curated record. Bases 230 to 1393 code for a protein of 387 amino acids. The transcript has 3 exons. Gene Ontology annotation, molecular function: hexosyltransferase activity. Lineage: Eukaryota; Metazoa; Chordata; Actinopteri; Characiformes; Serrasalmidae. Gene Ontology annotation, cellular component: membrane.